Girardinichthys multiradiatus is the source of this 5841-nucleotide messenger RNA. Its product is annotated as unconventional myosin-Va-like. Bases 140 to 5605 code for a protein of 1821 amino acids. Gene Ontology annotation, cellular component: actin cytoskeleton; myosin complex; cytoplasm. Gene Ontology annotation, molecular function: ATP binding; microfilament motor activity; actin filament binding. The record is from RefSeq and is a predicted model, not a curated record. NCBI's taxonomy places the organism in Eukaryota, Metazoa, Chordata, Actinopteri, Cyprinodontiformes, Goodeidae. The transcript has 40 exons. Gene Ontology annotation, biological process: actin filament organization; vesicle transport along actin filament.
GAGUAGGAGCUGAAUCUUCCAGUCGGUAGAGUGGAGCGAGUCCAGGAGGGGAGACCUGAGGACUUCACCGUUUCUGUCUGUAAGAGUUAGCAAUAUGUUUUAGCCCUUUUCAGGUGGCUCUCUAAGCAAGUUUAAAGACAUGGCAGCCUCUGAACUUUACUCCAAGAAUGCCCAUGUUUGGCUCCCAGACGCAGCAGACGUGUGGAAGUCUGCAGAGCUCCUCAAAGAUUACACUCCUGGAGACUUGACUCUGUCCCUGCAGCUGGAGGAUGGCACGGCUGUGGAGCACAAAAUAGACCCCAAAACUAAAAACCUGCCCCCUCUCAGAAACCCCAACAUCCUGGAGGGAGAAAAUGACCUCACAGCUCUCAGCUACCUCCACGAGCCAGCAGUGCUACACAACCUUAAAGUGCGCUUUAUCGACUCCAAGCUGAUUUACACCUACUGUGGAAUUGUCCUGGUUGCCAUCAAUCCCUAUGAGAGCCUGCCUAUCUAUGAAGCUGAUAUCAUUAAUGCCUACAGUGGGCAAAACAUGGGGGAUAUGGACCCUCAUAUCUUUGCAGUAGCUGAGGAAGCAUACAAACAAAUGGCCAGAGAUCAAAGGAAUCAGUCCAUCAUAGUAAGUGGUGAAUCCGGUGCAGGCAAAACGGUUUCAGCUAAAUACGCCAUGCGUUACUUUGCCACAGUCAGCAGCUCGUCUGGAGAGACCAAUGUUGAGGAGAGAGUUCUUGCAUCUAGUCCAAUCAUGGAGGCCUUCGGGAACGCCAAGACUACAAGGAAUGACAACAGCAGUCGCUUUGGGAAGUACAUUGAGAUCGGGUUUGACAAGGAUCUCUGUAUAAUCGGUGCUAACAUGAGAACCUACUUACUAGAAAAGUCCAGAGUUGUGUUUCAGGCUCAUGGAGAAAGAAACUACCAUAUAUUUUACCAACUGUGUGCCUCUUCACAUCUACCAGAAUUUAAGACCUUCAAAUUAGGUUGUCCAGAUGACUUCUGCUGCACUAACCAGGGUCAGAGUCCAGUCAUAGAUGGAGUCAAUGAUGCCAAAGACAUGUCCAACACCAGGAGGGCAUUCUCACUGUUAGGAAUUGGUGAAAGUGAUCAAGUGGAAAUUUACCAAAUUCUGUCAGCUGUUCUCCAUCUGAGCAACGUGGAUGUGAAAGAUCAGUCAGCAGACAGAUGCAGCAUCUUGCCAGAUAAUUCCCACCUGAUGGUUUUCUGUGAGCUCAUGGGGGUACCCUGUGAAGAAAUGGCCCACUGGUUAUGCCACAGGAAACUCCAGACGACCACAGAAACCUUUGUGAAGUCUUUUUCUAAAGCAAAUGCUGUCCAUGGCAGGGAUGCCCUGGCCAAACAUAUUUAUGCCAGACUCUUCAACUGGAUCGUGAGCAGUAUUAACAAUGCCCUAACAUCUGCAGUGAAACAACGCUCAUUUAUUGGUGUGCUUGACAUUUAUGGGUUUGAAACAUUUGAUGUCAACAGCUUUGAGCAGUUUUGCAUCAACUACGCCAAUGAAAAGCUUCAGCAGCAGUUCAACCUGCAUGUCUUCAAGCUUGAACAAGAGGAAUACAUGAAGGAGGAGAUUCCCUGGACCCUGAUCGACUUCUAUGACAACCAGCCAUGCAUUAACCUCAUUGAGGCCAAGCUUGGCAUCCUGGACCUUCUGGAUGAGGAGUGCAAAAUGCCCAAAGGCUCUGACGACACAUGGGCUCAGAAACUGUACAACACCCACUUGAAGCAGAACACUUACUUUGAUAAACCCAGGUUAUCAAACAAAGCUUUCAUCAUCCACCACUUUGCUGACAAGGUGGAGUACCAGUGUGUCGGAUUCCUGGAGAAAAAUAAGGACACAGUCAACGAGGAACAGAUUAAUGUGCUGAAAAAGAGCAAGUUUGAUUUGCUGCUAAAACUGUUCGAGGAUGAAGAAAAAACAAAAGUGUCAACUAACAAGUUUUCUGGUACUACUGGAAAAGCUGGGAAGGCUCAAAAGGACACUAAGAAGACUGUUGGACUGCAGUUUCGACAGUCUCUGCACUUGCUAAUGGACACACUAAAUGCUACAACGCCUCAUUAUGUGCGCUGCAUCAAACCAAAUGACAUUAAAACUCCGUUCACUUUGGACCCGGUGAGAGCUGUCCAGCAGCUUCGAGCAUGUGGCGUCCUGGAAACAAUCCGUAUCUCUGCAGCAGGAUUCCCAUCCAGAUGGACCUAUCAGGAAUUCUUUGGCCGUUAUCGAGUCCUGAUGAAGCAAAAGGAAGUGCUGCCUGAUAGAAAACAAACCUGCAAAAAUCUCAUGGAAAAACUUAUUAAGGACCAACAGAAGUACCAGUUUGGCAAAAGCAAGAUCUUCUUCAGGGCUGGCCUGGUGGCUUACUUGGAGAAGCUGCGUUCUGACAAACUGCGUUCAGCUUGUGUCAGCAUCCAGAAGACCAUCCGCUGCUGGCUCGCUCGCGGAAAGUAUCUGAGGAUGAGAGAAUCCGCCAUCAUCAUUCAGAAGCAUGUACGGGCCCACCAAGCACGCAGUUAUGUCAAGUUUCUGCGGCAGACCAAAGCAGCUGUUGUUAUUCAGCGCAACAUGCGAAUGUGGUCUAAAAAGAGAUGCUUCCUGCAGCAGCGCUCUGCAGCUGUCACUAUUCAGCGUGUUUGGAGGGGUCAUAUGGCCAGGAAGCAGUACUUUAAGUUGCUGCAUGAGCACAAGGCAGUGGUAAUUCAAAAGGCGGUGAGAGGCUGGUUGGCCAAGCAGCGUUUCAGACGCUCCAUGAAGGCUGUCAUCCUGCUGCAGAGCUGUGUGCGCCGCAUGAUGGCCAAGAAAGAAUUAAAGAAGCUGAAAGUGGAGGCGCGAUCCGUGGAGCACUUCAAAAAGCUCAACAUUGGCAUGGAGAACAAGAUCAUGCAGUUGCAGCACAAGAUAAAUGAACAACAUAAAGAACACGGAGAGCUCACAGAGAGGCUUAGUGUUCUGGAGAAGACCCACACUACUGAGAGAGAAAAACAGUGCAGAGAUAUAGAAAACCUGCGCAGAUCAGAGCAGGAGGCCAGAGCUAAAGCUGAGACGGUUCCUUCGCUGCUGGAGCAGCUCUCCUUCCUUCAGGAGGAGCUGGAAAGUAGCCGCAGAGAGAAGGAAGACCUGGAGGUGCAGACAAAGACUUUCAAAGAACGGACGCAAGAGACGAUCCAUGAGCUGAAUAUGAAGAACAACUUGCUAAAUAGCAACAUAGAAGAACUGAACGAGGAAUUCUCCAUACAGGCUCAGCAGUUGAAAGAAGUAAAAACUAACUUGGAGAACACCAAACAACUGGAGAAGGAUUUAACAGAAGAGCGCUCUCGCUACCAAAAUCUGCUGAGUGAACAUCUGCAACUGGAGGAACGGCACAAGGACCUCCAGGAGGAGAUGAGCGUCAGUAUAAUUUCAAGCAAAUGCAGUCACCAGAGAACGGACUCCAACUACAGCAGUAACUCAUCUGAGUUUUCUCAAAGUUUGAGUUCUACUGAAGAUGAACACAACCCCACAGCAGAGCAGGAUAAGGUGCAGACAAAAGUGGACCUGCCCAUUCUUCUGAAGCAACAAAAAAGAGUGAAGGAGCUAGAGAAGGAAAAUCGAUCUUUAUGGCAACAGCUGGAUAAAAAAGAGGAGGCCCAACAUGAAAAAGCAAAAGAGGUGGAGAAGCAGACAACAGCUGGCAGAACAGAACUGGAUGUAGAAAAAUUGAAGCGGCAAGAGCUGGAGUCAGAGAACAAGAAACUGAAGCAGGAUCUCAGUGAGCUGAGGAAGUCUCUGACCAGUGAGAACAGUGAUAUGGCGCCCCCUGCUCCUGGUUCUUUGCCCUACAACAUCCUGCUGGAACAACUCAGCUCUUCCAACGAGGAGCUGGAGAUGCGUAAAGAGGAGGUGUUGCUCCUUCGUUCACAUAUGGUCCGUCAGGAAGCUCUUAAGCACAGGGGCUCUGUACUUGGAGAAGGUGUGAAACUGGAUCUCGGUGAAAUCCACUCAUUCCAAGAUCCUGACAGGUCCACUGAUAUUCAUACACUGAAUGAAGAUGGAGAGUUGUGGCUUGCUUAUGAAGGGUUGAAAGAGACCAAUAGGCUUCUGGAGACCCAGAUGCAGGAGCAGGAGUGUCUUCACAGUGAGAAGUACAGGAAGCUAGAGGAGGAGAUGAACAAACUGAGGACUGAAAAGGAGCAACAACAAAAGCUGCUGGCUCAGAGCCUCCUUUUGCCUGAUGAUGCCCGAGUGGAGGCAAGCCUGAAGCACGAGAUAACACGGCUCACGACUGAGAAUCUGGAACGAAUGGAGCAACAAGAAAAUCAAGAUAAAACAAUACGCAAGUUGAAAAAACAACUCAAACUGUACAUGAAAAAAGUGGAAGAUCUAGAAGCGAGCUCUCACCAGAUAAUUGGCUCUUCUGUGACGAGCACCCCUGUCAGGCCUGUGCAUAUAACCCGCAAGGAGAAGGAGUUCCAGGGCAUGUUGGAGUUCAAGGAGGGGGACACGAGCCGUUUGCUUAAAAACCUGGUCAUAGAUCUGAAGCCUCGUGGCGUCGCAGUCAGCUUCACUCCUGGGCUUCCUGCCUUCAUCAUCUUCAUGUGCCUUCGAUAUGCAGACAACGUGAACGACGACAGGAGACUCAGCACUCUCCUCAAUUCUACCAUCAGCAGCAUCAAAGGGGUCAUCAAGAAAAAAGGAAAUGAUUUUGAGGUGGUCUCCUUCUGGCUGGCCAACACGUGCCGGUUAAUGCACUGUCUGAAGCAGUACAGCGGAGAUGAGGUGUUUAUGGUGCACAACACUGCUAAGCAGAAUGAGCAAAGCCUGGCAAAUUUUGAGCUGUCAGAGUACCAUCAGCUUUUUGGUGAUCUGGCCAUCCAAAUUUACCGUCAGCUCAUCAAAAGCAUGGAGAACAUCCUGAUACCCCUGAUAGUACCGUGCAUGCUGGAGCAUGAGACAGUACAGGGAGUUUUAGGCUCCAAACCAACCGGCCUGAGAAAGAGGAGCUCCAAUUUCCCGGAGGAGGCUGUGACAGUGGAAGUCCUCCUGCAGCAUCUCAGCUUCUUCCACACCACCAUCAAUCAACACGGGAUGGACUCAGACAUCAUCAAACAGGUGGUCAGACAGCAGUUUUACAUCAUCUCUGCCGUGACACUGAAUAAUCUGCUGCUGAGGAAGGACAUGUGCUCUUGGGGUAAAGGCCUACAGAUCAGGUACAACGUUUGGCAGCUGGAAGAGUGGCUGGCAGAGAGAAAGCUGACCGACUCUGGUGCAAAGGAAACUCUAGAUCCUCUCAUACAGGCCGCACAGCUUUUACAAAUCAAGAAAAACACUGAAGCUGAUGCCCAAGCAAUCUGCAGCAUGUGCUCCUCCCUCACCACAGCACAGAUUGUUAAAAUCUUGACCUUGUACACCCCUGUGAUUGAGUUUGAAGAAAGAGUGUCAAACGCGUUCAUCAUCACUAUUAAAAACCUUUUGAAAGGCAGAGAUGAGUCCUCCAGCCUAAUGAUGGACGCCAAGAAGAUAUUCUCUGUCACAUUCCCAUUCACGCCUUCCUCUGUGGCUCUGGAGACCAUUCAGAUCCCAACGAGCCUCAAUCUGGGCUUCCUUAUCCGCGUCUAGAUUGGACCUCUGAUGAUUGCACCUUGUUCUUCUAAUCCUGUUUAAAAGUGGAAAUAAACACCAAAGACUGUUUUCUAUGAAAGUUUGUAUCUAAAAAAAAUUUAAGAAGCUAACAGUUAUUUAUAGAUGUGUGGCCUCUGUUUUUUUUUUUUUCCAAGAAUGCAAUACAAAGAGUAAUAACUGACUGAACAGAAAAUGUGUAAAAAUGUCUCUUAAAUAAAAAAUUCUGAAUUUUA